ACGUAACUCUUUGUGUCGCUAAUGUCACAGCCGUCUCUAAACUCAAAUGGGUUGCAUUUGUGGCAAAGAUUCCAUUUAUGUGGAUAAUCGCAAAUUUAACUUGAAGCAACGCAUCGGAGAGGGGUAACUGAAAUUUACCCAAAUUUAAAUAACUAACAUUCAUGUGUAUACAAGUGAUUAAAAUGUCAGUAGUCUUAACUGUUAGUGACAAAGUCAAAUGAAAAUUUAAAAAGUAAUGGCGAACUCGGUGUCUACUCAUUUUCGGUAAUUCUGAGUGACUCUGACUCAUAAUAAAGAAUAGUUAUGUAACAUAAUAAAACAACAAGGUAUGGGAAAAUCUGAUAAAAGGCUUCUUGCAAACUAGAGACAGACCGAAAGUGAUUUUCUGAUUUAAAUGACUUUUGGCCAAAACCGAAAGUUAACAUUUCCCGAAAUUUAACUUUUUAGUUUCCGCCGAAACUUAAAUAUUUAGGUAUUUUGAAAUUCGUCUAUGCAUACAUUCUACGAUGGGGGAACGGGAAAGUAUCAAUAUUUACAUUCUUUUUUAAAAAAAUGAGAUCAUCAUGAAUAUUAAUAAAUAAACAUUAAUGAAUACUUUGGCUUUUACUGUUUUAAUGUAAAAGUAAUGUAAAUUUCUUAAAAAUGUUUUGUUAAGUAGUAAGAUAAGAGAAAAUUUAGACCGGGGGAGGGCAAAAUUCAUGCAAAAUAGACCCUUGAGUACCCUUUUCUUUUAUAAUAAAAUAUCAAUCUAGAACAUUAACAUAUACCUAUAAUUUAAUGCCAUAAUGCCAUAAUAAUUAUUGUGGCUCUACUAUAGAAAUAUCACCACAAUGUUUUGCGGUUUUCGUCAUACUAUUACUAAUAAUGCUUUAUGUUUUCAUAAAUAGCUGACCAGAUACCCCUGUAUUAAUAUUUAGCCUAGUACCAAAAAUUAGUCUUACCGUGCUGGUGACGUAAUGAUUUCCCUCAUCUCCCUUGGUGGGGGAGAUUUUUUAUGUUUAAUAUAAUCCCUAACACUAUCUUAUUUUAUUCAGUGCCAAUCAAAGUCAACUUAGGUGUCAGUUAACCAAUGAAGUCCCUCCUUUCAAAUUAGAACUUAUCUUCCACAGUCUUUAUUUGCCUACUAUGAGAUGACCCACAACUGCCAAUAAAAAUUCAAAAGGAAGAGGGCUGCAGAGGGGUGUCACUUUUUUUCUUUAUAGGGAGAUGCAGUAUUUUGGGACAAAUGAAUAGUUUUUUAGUUUUUUAUUUUGUGGUAGUGAGCUGCAAAAACUUGGCCCUUUAUUCCUAGCUGAACUGUAACAGCAGUGUUACCGUACGUCAAGAUCAUGUGCAACCGCCAUUUCUCUGGUUUACACCUCAUAGCAAAAUCCCUGGUCUGCUCAUUAAGUUUCACUGGUCAGCUAUUAUGUUUCUCUGGUCCGCUCAUUAUGAAGAGCCAGAAUGAUCAAUACAUUGAUCAUGGGCCCUCAAAAUAUAGAAGAUACCUCAGCCACCUAGUGCGGCUAAGACAUUGGUUGCUCUCUGAUGUCGGUGGAAUUCUAUUACGUAGCCAAGUCUAAUACUUCACAUCUGGCGCUGUUUCCCUGGUCAGCUGCUUACCAGGAUGAAGUCAUACUGACCACAAGACAUCCAAACUCAUGACCAGUAAACACAGAGAAUAGUGAACACACAGAUAAUUGAACACAUAUACAAGUGAACCCCUGGACAACUGAAGACAAAAAAAAUCUAAUAUGCUCAUGCACCUAAGUAAUCAUACGGCGCGCCUCAACAACCUCAACAAUGAGGGAUGUUGCAACCAAAUAUCGCACUCUGUGGUUUCCAAAGAUGCUGUAUCAAAUUCCGUCAUUGGAUUCAGGAAAAUUGACUGCAGUAGACUGAAAUAAUAUGUACAACUAUUUUUUGCAUUUUCGUACCCAAGCUGGGAGUCAAAAACUGGUUUGAUGUCUUUUUUCCAAAAUAAACUUUUUUUUUAACGACUUUUCAUUGUUGGCUUUUAUGACCAUUAACAGCCCCAGAGUGCACCCAAAGUCAGGCUGACAUAAAUUGGAGUGAAUUGGGACUGCAAAAUUUUUUGCUGGUCACAAACCUGAUGAUGGGGCAAGUAAAUCUCACACCUAAAAAAUAUAAAAACUUAUGGCAAAUCAAAAUCUGUUCUACUUGCAACAGUCUCACAUCUGUUAAGCUCAGUGGUCAUCAUGGAUUCUGAUUACUGCCUCUGCAUUUGCCCCCGAAAUGUGUAGAAGUGAGUUUGGACUUGUCCAUGAUACUUGACCGUUGGACAAAGUUAUCUAUGUGCUCACUUGUCAGUGUGGUCACUUGUCGGUCCAUUCACUCGUCAUGGGUUUAGUUAUCUGGGAACUGUGUGGUGCAUUGGUCAGAAAUCAAUUUCUAACCCGCCCCAACCCCACCCCACUUUAAGAGAAAAUUUCUGUAUAUUCCAAACGCACUGAGGAGGAAGGGCUCAAUGUUAUUUUUAUUAUUAUUAUACUACAACCAUCGGCCAAAGAUUGUUGGUAAAUACAUAAAGUAGGAAAUCCAUUAAAAAAGAGAAGAAACAUUGCAGGUAUAUUUUUAAAAUCUUUUUUAAAUAAAACUUUCCUUAUUUCUGGUAAAAAAAAAUUUAAGUGAGUGUGUGAAAGGUGAUGGGAGUGGAGGGCUGAACUUUGCACCAUCCAUUAAUACUUCACUGUAUUACACCACUGCAAGCUGACGCCUCCAUGUUAUAGUCUGACUGGACCUUACUUUUACUGUACCGGUACGAAUAUUGCUUCAGGUCUGAGACUGUGGAAAAGUGAAAAGUUUGGCCACUCACCAGCUGAAUAGACAAUAAACAACCUUAGCGAUUGAGUGAUUUUUAAAAAAAAAAUUUAUAUUAAAAAUCCAUCUAAAACUAAAAAAAUACAUGACAGACUAAUUGGAAAGCAAUAAAUACUUGUUCUCUUAACUAUAGGAAGUUUUUAACUGAAAGCAAUAAAUACUUGUUCUCUUAACUAGAGGAAGUUUUUAACUGAAAGCAAUAAAUACUUGUUCUCUUAACUAUAGGAAGUUUUUAACUGAAAGCAAUAAAUACUUGUUCUCUUAACUAUAGGCAGUUUUUAACUGAAAGCAAUAAAUACUUGUUCUCUUAACUAUAGGAAGUUUUUAACUGAAAGCAAUAAAUACUUGUUCUCUUAACUAUAGGAAGUUUUUAACUGAAAGCAAUAAAUACUUGUUCUCUUAGCUAUAGGAAGUUUUUAACUGAAAGCAAUAAAUACUUGUUCUCUUAACUAUAGGAAGUUUUUAACUGAAAGCAAUAAAUACUUACUGAAAGCAAUAAAUACUUGUUCUCUUAACUAUAGGAAGUUUUUAACUGAAAGCAAUAAAUACUUGUUCUCUUAACUAUAGGAAGUUUUUAACUGAAAGCAAUAAAUACUUGCUCUCUUAGCUAUAGGAAGUUUUUAACUGAAAGCAAUAAAUACUUGUUCUCUUAACUAUAGGAAGUUUUUAACUGAAAGCAAUAAAUACUUGUUCUCUUAACUAUAGGAAGUUUUUAACUGAAAGCAAUAAAUACUUGCUCUCUUAACUAUAGGAAGUUUUUAACUGAAAGCAAUAAAUACUUGUUCUCUUAACUAUAGGAAGUUUUUAACUGAAACUGAAAGCAAUAAAUACUUGCUCUCUUAGCUAUAGGAAGUUUUUAACUGAAAGCAAUAAAUACUUGUUCUCUUAACUAUAGGAAGUUUUCAACUGAAAGCAAUAAAUACUUGUUCUCUUAGCCAUAGGAAGUUUUUAACUGAAAGCAAUAAAUACUUGUUCUCUUAACUAUAGGAAGUUUUUAACUGAAAGCAAUAAAUACUUGUUCUCUUAGCUAUAGGAAGUUUUUAACUGAAAGCAAUAAAUACUUGUUCUCUUAACUAUAGGAAGUUUUUAACUGAAAGCAAUAAAUACUUGUUCUCUUAACUAUAGGAAGUUUUUAACUGAAAGCAAUAAAUACUUGUUCUCUUAACUAUAGGAAGUUUUUAACUGAAAGCAAUAAAUACUUGUUCUCUUAACUAUAGGAAGUUUUUAACUGAAAGCAAUAAAUACUUGUUCUCUUAACUAUAGGAAGUUUUUAACUGAAAGCAAUAAAUACUUGUUCUCUUAACUAUAGGAAGUUUUUAACUGAAAGCAAUAAAUACUUGCUCUCUUAACUAGAGGAAGUUUUGAACUGAAAGCAAUAAAUACUUGCUCUCUUAACUAUAGGAAGUUUUGAACUGAAAGCAAUAAAUACUUGCUCUCUUAACUAUAGGAAGUUUUGAACUGAAAGCAAUAAAUACUUGCUCUCUUAACUAUAGGAAGUUUUGAACUGAAAGGGCUUAAUUAUGUGCACUUGAAAAUGGCGUUUAAUUUAUGUGCGAAAAUAUGAGAUUACCUUCCUUGCGUCCUUUUUUCAAGUUUUCCCUAUACCUUAUUUCCCCAAUUAUUUUUCCUUAUUAUCACUUUGACUCAGUUACUCACUCACUGCCUACAUAGUCUAAGACUGGAGUCUAGUCGUAACUAAUGUCUUUACAUUUAAUUAAUCUUAACUAUUUGAGUCCAAGUCCUUAAAUUUUUUGAGGCCUAUAAAUUACAAUAGUAUAAUUAAAUAGACCUAUCAGCAUUUACCAAAUUUUUGUUCUACGUUGCUCCUGAGCAUAUUAUUGUUAAUUAUUAAUAGAUUUAAUGUGACACACACACCACCCCCUCUACUAAGUAAAGGCUUUAGCCGAAGAGCAUAAAUUUAAAAAAUGGGUCUCGGAGAUAUUAACCCUCUUGAGACGAUACGGCCAAUCUAUCCUCCCAAGAGUUGAAUGACGAAAAAAGUGAUUUCCCGAUGAAUCGGCCCAAUAAGCGCAGGCUGCUUCGUACAUUUCUUGCACAAAGUACAUUUUAAUGGCAACUUCCAUUGAUUAUUUGAGGAUUCUGUUGUUUACAUUGAUUUUUGUGUGUUUCAAGUAGAUCGUAAAAUUACAACAUGUCUGACAGUGACACUGAUCAAAGUAUCCUUAGUGAUUCCGAUUUCUCCCUGCUAAGCAGUGAUUCUGACACUGAUGAAAACAACCAGGAAUGUAAUGAAGAAGCUCAAAAUGAUGAUGGUGAUGAUAAUUUUGUGGAUCCGUGGGUAAGGAUAAGGGAUCCUGAACUGGAUAGAGAUGACCCCUAUGAAUUUUUAGAAGAUAUAGGACCUAUAAAUAUGCCACAUAGCAUAAGCACCCCAGUGGAGUAUUUUAUGCUAUUUUUUACACCAAAUACCAUUCAAAUGUUUGUGAGAGAGACCAAUAGGUAUGCAGACAACUUUCUCAGUAACACGCAGCUCAAAAGAAAGUCCAUAUGUCAUAAAUGGGUGCCUGUUACAGAGAGUGAAAUGAAGGCAUUUAUGGCCAUGAUUUUGAACAUGGGCUUGAUCCGUAAAGCCACAAUCAAGUCUUAUUGGAGUACAUCAAGCUCACAGAGAACACCAUGGUUUCGCCGAGUCAUGGGCAGAGAAAGGUUUGAAUUAAUCUUGAAAUUUUUUCACCUGUUUGACAGCACACGUUUGGAUAGACCUGGGCAAGAUGGCCUUGACCCUAGCUCACAGUUAAAUUCACUAGUUGAACAUGCUAAUCAUGUUUUUCCACAACAUUAUAAACCACAUAGAGAGAUAUGUAUAAAUGAAAGCCUAAUAGGGCAAACAACCGAGACCCAGUUGAUCCAGUAUCUCCCAAACAAGCAUAAAUGGGGAGUAAAACUUUAUAUGCUUUGUGAUUCCGUGUCAACCUAUCUACUUGGAUUUUUCGUCUAUAAGGAUAAGGGAGAUAACAUCAGUGGCCAUGCAGACAAUGAUCAUGCCCUUGCUCAAAGAGCUGUUAUGAAAUUACUAAGAUUGGGCUCAUAUUUGAGGAGGGGAUAUCACCUUUUUUUGGACAAAUUUUUCACAAGUAUGCCACUUGUGCGUGAGUUAGCCGAGUAUGGCACGCAUAUUACUGGAACUAUACGCCACAGCAAAAAAGAAUUUCCAAAAGAUUUGACAGUCAAAAUGCAACCUGGGGAGAUCAUUACAUACAGGCAAGGCGAAACACUGGCAACGGCGUACCGAGAGAAUUUCCAGAAAAACUCUGUGCUGUUAAUAUCCACGAAGAAUAAAGCAGACACAAGAGAAGUGCUAAUUCGGCGGAGGGGCGUACCACAAGGGGGAGGUGCACCACAGAGGGCAAAAAAACCAGUGACUCUUUUGGACUACAAUACAAAUAUGAAUGGAAUUGAUCAGAAAGACAUGAUGCUCUAUUUUUAUCUUGAUGAAAGGAGAACCAUCAAGCAUUGGAAGAGGGUUACAUUCAGUAUUAUGUCAUGUAUGCUGCACAAUGCCUACAUUCUGUACAAAGAACACUCAACUUCAAAUAUGGAUAGAUAUAAAUUUAACACUUCAGUCAUUGAAGCACUUAUCUCAGAACACAUGGGUGAUAAAGAUAUUAAAGAUGAAUCGGAAGAUGCCAUCGAACGAGGUGUGUGUCCAGUGCCCAACCAUGGUGAAAGGGACUGCUGCGUUUGCAGCAACAGAAAAAUAGCGGGAGGCAGGAAAAGGAGUAGAACAAUGUGCCAGAGGUGUCUGAAAGGCCUCCAUGGGCCUUGCUUCCCAAAACACAAGUGUUAGGACUUAUUCAGGCUUCAUCCAUCAAAUAAUUCUCCCAAAAUUUACAAGUAAGUCGUGUUUAUUCUAAGUGUAACCAAACAUUACAUGCAUAAAUUAUGCAAAUCAUAAUAGCUAAUUUGAAUAAUGUUGAGAUUUCAGUUUCAUUGAUAAAGAUUGUGUUACUUCAUUCAAUACAAGAAUAUAUAGUGUCUUAUAAGAGUUAUUAGAGUAUUUUUUAUUUUAAAAAUGUGCAAUAUAAAUAUAAGUGUCGGGCUUGUGAUAAAGGCUUUGUCAAUUUGGCAUCGAAACACCAAAAAAGGCUCUGUCUCAAGAGGGUUAAAUUUAAAUUACAUGAGCUGUUUUAGUCAAUUUUGAAUUGACAGUGUGCUUAUAGCAAGGCCACAAGAUUCAACUUUGUAUAAAACCUACAACACCAGCAACAAAGGACAAACAGUAAAGUUAGUAGCACUGUUUUUUUUUCCUAAAAGAUCCUGUCACCCCCCCCCCCCCCCCCCCCCCCCCCCCCCCCCCCCCUUAAAGGAAACACAUUUCCUACCCCCAGAGCCUUCACCUUAGCCUUGGCCUUGCACCACCCAUGGCUGCAGAGGCCUCGGAUAUUUAUUUAAGGGAUCUAAAAUUGUGAUAUGGAAAAAAUUAAAUAAACUAUUAACUUUGAAUGCAGGGUUUACAAAAUUGAAAAGUGUCAGUAGGCCUCUCAAAAGUCACACAAUGGUUCAAAUCUUCAAAUUGCUUUGGGGAAACACUGGUCUAUAGGAUUAAUUAAUAAGAUAAUUCACUAGCCCAGCAGCUAUAAAUAAGAAUAAUGAAUAGGCAGGCCAUUUUUUAGAUACGCUAAUUUAAGGGCUAUCAAUAAUAUGUUAAAAUAAGUUAUAGAAAAUUUAGAUGGGUCUUAGGCUUUCACCUGAAAUUUAAUGAGUUCCAAAUUUCAAAUCAUUUAAUGAGUAUCAUUAUGCCCUAUGGCAGUAGCAGUGCUGUCCAACAUGUGUUGAUUCUUGAGCCUGUGUGGGUAACCAAAUUUUAUUUAGUGGGACCAGGGCUGCAUUAGUAAAUUCCAAAAGGACUUUCAAUGAUAUAUCAAUACACACAGCAACCGAAAAGACUCAAAGCUGUAAAAUAUUCUUUCACUUCGUUUAAAAAUUAAUGAAAAAAUUUUAUAUCUAAGCCCUAAAGUCAAAAUGCGUUAACAUUCUUACCUAUUAUUAUUAACCCAAGGUAUUUUUGUCCAUCAUUUCAGUGGAUUUAGUUAUGUAGAUUUAGUUGAAGAUGCUCAAACACACAAAGCCUAUGCCCUCAAGAGAAUCUUGUGUCAUUCCAAGGAAGAAGAACACAUAGCACUGCAGGAAGUUCAGAUCAUGAGAGAAAUCAAUCACCCAAAUGUUGUGCCUUUGGAAUGUUAUAGCAUCCACAAAGUGAACUUUCACACUCGAGCUGUUGAUAUUACUUGUGAAGUGUUUGUUAUCAUUCCUUUCUACAAGGUCAGGAUACUCUUAAACAUUUUAUUUUAUUUAUACAUUUAAACAAAAUUUGUAUGGUUGAAAAAAAAAAAAAAUUCAUCGUGAUAUGAUCUGAGCUGUGGAAUGAUCUUUGUUUUUCUUUUUUUUUUUUUGACAAGACUUUAUAGAAUAACUUUUUUUAUUAGGUAAUUCUAUUUUUACGGAUUCAUGUUUUAAACAAGUCCAAAACAUUUUAAAAUAGUUAAAAAAAAAAAAAAAUUCAUUGUGAUUUUAUCUGAGUUUUGGAAUGAUUUUUGUUUUUUUUUUUUUUUUUGUGACAAGACUUUAUAGAAUAACUAUUUUUAUUAGGUAAUUCUAUUUGUACGGAUUCAUGUUUUAAACAAGUCCAAGACAUUGUAAAAUCUCUUGAAAAUGCCAAAGGAGUACACAUUACUCUUAAAUUGAUCAUAGAUUAAAACUGAAUUACCGGUAAGUAUGUGUUGAGUCAUCUCAUUCAGUCAUGUGACUUGCUCAUUGGCAGAAAGGCACCUUGCAAAAUCGUAUUGAUACCCUCAAGCUUAAAGAAGAGCAUUUCAGUGAAGACUUAAUCUGGAAACUUAUGUUGGGCAUAUGUCAAGGUGUAAAGGCUAUGCAUGACCAUACGCCUCCUUUUGCUCAUAGGUAAGAGUCUUAAAGUUAAAGACACAAAAAUUUCAGUUCAAAUUAAUAAAAAGAUGCUGCAGAUUGAUAGCUCUACAUCUUUUACUUUUUAAAAAAUAAUCCUAUGGAAGAAAAAUCUAUAUUUUGAUGUCUGUAUUUACAAUGUUUUCGAAUAAUACAGUUUUUAAAUAUGUAGCUUAAUAAAAGUGAAGACAAUCAUAGAGUACUCUGUAUAUUGUUAAAACUUCAGCUGCCUUGGUAACUGUCAGACAUUAAGUACCAUGGAAUGUUGCUUUAAUUGUAUUCUAUUUAUCAGAGAUCUAAAGCCUGACAAUGUAAUGACCCAAGAAGAUGGGACUCCUGUUGUUAUGGACUUAGGCUCUGCUGCUCCUGCUCGUUUAGAAAUAAAGACAGCAAGAGAAGCAUCAUCAUUGCAGGUGUGCUUUUUUGAAAUUCAAUACCGACAGCGAUAAUGUUCUGUUUGACUACCAGUUCAGACAUUUAUAUUUUGCAAAUUGGUUGGUUUGGAGUUUGUGCUUAUGGAUGAUACAAAUCUAUCAAUACAUGUUUGAAUUGGUAUCUGCUCAUUAUGAACGUCAGUCAUAAAUGUUUAAAAAUAUAUGAAUAAUUUUUUCAUGUUAUAUAUUAUAAUAUAUUAAAAUUUGGCUGUGAUUUAAAGAAUCAUUCCUCAGAACAUAUCUGCCAUUCCUAGACUCCCUAAAUCAUUUGUUUCAUGAAAAACUUAACCUGAAUGAUUUAAUUUGAAUAAAACUUCCAAUUCACUUCCUCAAUCAUUCACUUAUGUUAGGAACAUCUCACAAUAAUUAUAUAAGAAAGAUUGCACCAUAAGUAUUUAUUAGGAAGAUUGCAUCAUAAUGUUGUUAGGUAGAUAGCUAUCACUGUAGGACUGGUUGGAGUUUCUGCUACAGUUUCUCCUUGUAAUUUACAAUGUAUUUGUAGGAUCUAGCAGCAGAGAGAUGUUCAAUGCUUUUCAGAGCCCCAGAGUUGUUCACAGUUGAAACUAAUACAACAAUAGAUGAACGGACGGACAUAUGGGUUAGUUGCUGGACACUUUUUUAAGUUAAAAGCUUAUCUUUUUUAGUCUAUAGCUUGCAACAUUUAUAAAUUUAACAUUUUAUUGCAUUACCCAAGAAAGAAUUGAGAACUACCUAGCACAAAUAUUUCCAUCAAAGUUUAAAUUUAUUAGAAUGAUUUUUCUUUGUAUUUCAGUCUUUAGGCUGCCUUCUUUAUGCUUUGGCAUUUUUGGAAUCUCCAUUUGAAAGUGCAUACCAACGUGGAGACAGCUUAGCACUAGCCACAAUGGCAGGCAAAAUUACAUUCCCUGAAAAUUCUAGGUAAUUGUCUUAAGUUUGACAGUUUAUCAAAGUGUUUUUGUUUGUAAACAAGAUACGUACAAGAUAUGUACAAGAUAUAUACAAGAUAAAUACAAGAUAUGUACAGUACAAGAUAUGUACAAGAUAUUUGACAUUUUUAAAAAACAAACAUUAUGCUUUCCUGAUGCAGAUUCCAAGACUCGCAUCAAUUUAUUGCUUAGUCAAAUAAAACUAGUAGCCUUUGAAAAAGAAGGGCUUUCCUUACCUUUUACUGCUGUUUAGUUACCACAUUGAAAAAACUGUGUGUGAGGCGGCAUUGAAUGUAGGUCACAUUUUCCCCCACAUGCAGGUCUGAUGCCCUUUUCUUAAUUAACAGAUUUUUAUAAGUAAUAUACCAUUUUGUAGAUAAAUUAAUUUUCUUUAAGAUAAAUCUUAAAUCCAUUGACCUUCGUUCGUGGGAGGCACUUGCCAUGGACUGUGCAAGAGAAAAGCAUUAAAAAAUGAUUAAAAUGUGCUUACUUACGUUCAAUUUUUGAAAUUCCUAAACAUUGAAUUAUUAUUUACACUGCCCAUAAUUUAUGUAUUCACAUCUACACCAAAUGAGAAAAAGGUUUCCAAAUUUGUACAAAUCAGCAAUCGGAUAAACACAUCUCCAACUUAUUUACCGUAUGUUUGCUUUUGGUUACCUUGUUGCUCGUUACCAUGAAAAAUAUUUGCCAGCUACCCUCAAAAUAACAAAGAAUACAUUUAUUGUUGACAUUCUAACUGUACCAUUUAGUUUUUUUUAGUUAACUUCCCUUCAGUCAAUAAAAAUCUGAAACUAAGAAUAUAAAUAUAUCACUAGUUUUAUUAUGAAACAAACCGUGAUGCUCAUAGAUGCAGUGCCGUCUUAAGGCAUGGGUCCACUGGGUGCUCACGCUUCUAGGGGGCCCCACGGUUAUAGAAGACUCACUCAUUUAGGGGUAUCAUGCUGCACAGAUUUUUAAUGAAUAUUGAAAGAUUUUGGCUAUUCAAUUUGAUUUAAAAUUUAAUGGACAGCACAUUUGCCAGUUUUAACCCACGAUAUUAUCGAUACAUUGCAAAAUUAAUAUUAUAAAUGGGAAUCACAAGUUGAAUAUUUCUUCUUAAAAGGGAAUAGCUCUUGUCAACAAGUUUCACUUCUCCCAGAUCAUCAUCAUCAUGUCCCUUAGUCCUUGGACCAUUCGGGCGCCACAGAUGACAUGUGAACUAUCCUCCGCCAUUCGUCUCUGUCUUCUGCACUACGCAUUGCAUCGCCCAGUGUUAGUCCUGUCCACUCUUUGAUGUUAUCCUCCCAUCUUUGUCUUUCUCCCAGAUAUGAAUUAAAAAAAAAAAAAAAAGUAAGAAAUUUGUGUUUACAUCAUGUUAGACUAAGAUGUUAGUGCACCAGGGGCGAUUGGCCCUCUACCCUCAUUCGCAUGGCCCCAAACAUUUAGAGGGUUAGGGGCCUCAGUGCAUUCUGUGCCCAGGGCUUCCGCUUUUGUAAAGACGGCUAUGCAUAGAAGGAAACUUUGUUGCUACCGGUGGCUUAUGGUAGUUUACCAGUUAAGAUUGCUGUAUUACUACUUGGAAUGUCUCCAAAGCUUAUUGCAUUUUUGCUUCUCUAGCCCAGCAGUUUUUAAUACUAGUUUUUAAUUUUGAUUCUUUUGCCUCUUAUAUCUGUUACUAUUGCAGCUAUUCCAGCCGUGUACCUGAAAUUAUUUUGUGGAUGCUAAAGCCCAAAGCAGUUGACAGACCAUUUAUCGAUCAGGUGAUUGAAAGAAUUCACUCCACGCAGCAUCUAGAGGAGAAUCGUGUUUGACUGUGAAUUAAAAUGUUUUACACUAUUCCUUUUUGUUUAAAUGUACAAGGUUUAGCUUGACAUAAAAAAAAUGUAUUAAUUUGGUCUCAAGUUCUUUGAAGCCAAAUCCCAGGAGGCAAGGCAAUGUCAUCUAUGUGUUAAAUCAAUACUUAACUUAUUUAAACCAUCGUGUUAAGCUUUAAACAGCUCCCUAUUUACCAUGCUGAACUUGACAUUUUUUGUAAAAUUUUACUUGUAAAUUGCAACAGAUUGUUAAUCCAGUGCAGUGAUCUUGAUGUCAAGGCCUGUUCUAAAGGUCCCUCAUUAUUUUAUUUUGAAAAUGUUGGGUUCAAAGAUAUCAGGUUGUGGUAUUUUAUUUUGAUUUCCUUGAUGAUGUUAGGUAAACAAAGACUCUUAUUUUUUAACCAUAAAGUUUUGGAUUCAAUAAGUUGAUGUAAGAUAACUGUUGAUUGUUUGUGUUUUCUGAAGAGCUGUAUUGAAAGUAUACAAUGACAUCACAUUUGUUUCAACCAUGCAUCUGCGGUGUUGGAGUCUGCAGUGUUGGAGUCUUGAUUACGGUUGAUUUAAAAUCCACCAUUCACAACAGCCAACAAUUUUUUUUCAAGGCUAAAUCCAAGAGAUUUUAAAAGUCUUUUUGAAUAUAGAAUUAGAAUUCAUUUAUUUUUCUUUACAAAAAAGUUUCAUGACCUAUUUUAAAUUAAAAAGCCUAGAUUUGUGGCACUUGACAGUUUGGUUUUGAACUAUUUCCAUGAGUAAAUAUUUCAUGUUCUCUGUGUGGCUUUUAAACAAAUCCUAUCCAUACAAAUGCCAUGCUUAUGAAAUGAUUAAUGUAUUUACUAUAGCAAAAUAUUUAAUCAUUUGUUGUGAUUUUGUCAUUUCAGUAGGUCGGGAUACCGUUAUUAUUUGAAUCCCAACUUAUUAAAUCUUGACAAGAUCACAUAUUUUGGCCAGUAGAGGAGUUGCCUGUAACUAAUAAUUGAAAAACAAUGUAUUUUUUAAAAAAUAAACAUCUGCCUUCAAUAAUCAUAGAGCCCAAUAUAUAUAUAUAAUAUAAUAUAUAUAUAUAUAUAAGCUAAAGUAAAUGUGCUCGGAUCAAUUGUGUUUCAUUCAUACUUUCAAUGAUUUUUUUUCUUCUUUUGAAAUUGUACAUGAGGACAGUGGAUUAUAACUAUGUAUGAAAGAAACUAUUUCAAGGUGCAAUACAUUUAUGAUGCUAUACAAGAAUGUAUAAAUUCAGUAAAUUAGGUUAUAUUUUAUGUUGGUUGAAUGAUUCUGAAAAGUACCGGUACAAUCAAUAUAUGAUUCUGAAAAUACCGGUACAAUCAAUUAUCUGUACAAUAAGUUCAGUGAAAAUUUUUAUGAACCUUAUGAUGAGGAUAUUGUUUUGUAUAUAAUUUUUAGAUUAUAAUCUUCUUUUGCCACUUUCUGGGAAAAAACAAAAGAUGAACUAUUUAAAUUUAAAAGAAAUAUGGACUGCAAUUUUAUUUGGAUUGCUCAGAAUUAAUUUCAGAGAACUAAAUCAGCCAUUUCAUUUGGAUUACUGAAAAUUAAUUUUUGUAGAGAACUAAAUCUACAUUCCAGUUAAUCAUGUAUUAACUUGUUGGGAACAUAUUCAAUUUCGUUUCAAUAAAAUAUUUUCUAUACUAUAAGC
This is a messenger RNA of Lymnaea stagnalis (great pond snail), 13525 nucleotides long. The record is from the annotation of a GenBank genome assembly. Lineage: Eukaryota; Metazoa; Mollusca; Gastropoda; Lymnaeidae.